AUGGCCAUUUCUAAAAUCGUCGCUAACUACGUCUAUGAUUCAAGAGGUAACCCAACCGUUGAAGUAGACUUGACAACUGAAAAAGGUACUUUCCGUUCAAUUGUCCCAUCUGGUGCUUCUACUGGUAUCCAUGAAAGUUUAGAAUUACGUGAUGAUGAUAAAUCUAAAUGGUUAGGUAAGGGUGUUUUGACUGCAGUUGACAAUGUCAACAAAGUUGUUGCUCCUGCUUUAAUUAAGGCUAAUUUGGAUGUUAAAGAUCAAAAGGCUGUUGAUGAUUUCUUGUUGAAAUUAGACGGUACUCCAAACAAAUCUAAGUUGGGUGCUAACGCCAUCUUGGCCGUCUCCAUGUCUGUUGCAAGAGCAGCUGCCGCUGAAAAAAAUAUUCCACUAUAUACUCAUAUUGCUGAAUUAGCUGGCCAAAAGACCUCUACUUUUGUAUUACCAGUUCCAUGUUUCAACGUCUUAAACGGUGGUGUACAUGCUGGUGGUGCUCUAGCUUUACAAGAGUUCAUGAUCGUUCCAACUGGUGCUAAAUCUUUCGAGGAGGCCUUAAGAAUCGGUUCAGAAACUUACCAUCAAUUGAAGAGUUUGGCUAAAAAGACUUUUGGUUCUUCUGCCGGUAAUGUUGGUGAUGAAGGUGGUAUUGCUCCAGAUAUUGAAAACCCAGAACAAGCCUUGGAUUUAAUUGUUAAAGCUAUUGAUGCUGCUGGAUACACUGGUAAGAUAAAGAUUGCUUUAGACCCUGCUUCUUCUGAAUUCUUCAAAGAUGAUAAGUACGAUUUAGGUUUCAAGACAACUACUAAGGAUCCAGCACAAGUAUUAACAGGUAAACAAUUAGGUGAUCUGUACCACUCAUUAUGUCAAAAAUACCCAAUUAUUUCUAUUGAAGAUCCAUUUGCUGAAGAUGACUGGGAGUCCUGGACUAAUUACUUCCCAAGAGCUGGUGUUCAAAUUGUUGCUGAUGAUUUAACCGUUACAAAUCCAGCCAGAAUUGCAACUGCUAUUGAAAAGAAGACUGCUGACUGUUUGCUAUUAAAGAUUAAUCAAAUCGGUACUAUUACUGAGUCCUUGAAGGCUGCCGCUGAAGCCUACGCUGCUGGAUGGGGUGUUAAGGUUUCUCACAGAUCUGGUGAAACUGAAGAUGUCUUCAUUGCCGAUUUAGUCGUUGGUUUAAGAUGUGGUCAAAUCAAAUCAGGUGCUACUGCCAGAUCCGAAAGAUUGUCCAAAUACAAUCAAUUGUUAAGGAUUGAAAGAGAAUUGGGUAGCAAAGCCAUUUAUGCCGGUGAAAAGUUCCAUAAUGGUAAUAAAUUAUGA
Molecule: messenger RNA, 1314 nt
Organism: Henningerozyma blattae CBS 6284
Lineage: Eukaryota; Fungi; Ascomycota; Saccharomycetes; Saccharomycetales; Saccharomycetaceae
Exons: 1
Coding region: 1-1314 (437 amino acids)
Biological process (GO): glycolytic process
Cellular component (GO): phosphopyruvate hydratase complex
Molecular function (GO): phosphopyruvate hydratase activity; magnesium ion binding
Source: RefSeq, a predicted model, not a curated record